Chara braunii is the source of this 2305-nucleotide messenger RNA. The record is from the annotation of a GenBank genome assembly. Lineage: Eukaryota; Viridiplantae; Streptophyta; Charophyceae; Charales; Characeae.
CUUCAGACUUUGGGCACAGCAGUGCAUGACACUGCUCACUCGAUCACAGACCAAGGCCAUGGACCGGAAGGCGGGAGAAUCCCUCUUGGCCUAUGAGGAACGCCUGGCGGCAUUCAUUCAGGAGGCCAACGAUAGGGCCGCCGCCGCGUCCAAGGAACAUAAUCGGCUCGAACAAGAGGAGGAGGCCAAGCAACAGAAGGCGCAACAGGACCGACUUCGUCAAGAGGAGGCAGACCUGCAGGCGGCAGCCGAACACCGGUCACGCCAGCGGGAACGACUGUUCACGCGGGAGACCGUGAUCGGCGAUGAGGCCGCACAUUGGGUGGAAAUGGCGUCUGCAAACGGGCCCCCGAAGACUGAGAAAGGGUUGUUAGCCCUUGCGCAGGUCUCCCACGACCUCGUGGCCACCUGCGCUCUGCAGCAGGAGGAAAUCCUUCACCUGCAGCAGACAGUGGGCCAGAUGCUCGCACGGCUGCAGGCGUUGGAGAAACAGCCAGCUGCUGUAGCAGCCGCAGAGCCUUCCAACCUUUCCACCCGCGUUCAAGUUUUGGAGGAUGACAUCAGCAACAUCAAGAGUGUGCAUCAGGACUUCCGGACGUCGCAGCAAGCAACGAACUUGCAGUUGGAGACCCAGGUCCAGGCUGCUGCCACCGUGAAGCCCGCGGCCGCAUCCUCCCGGCGCCCACCCAAACUGGAUAACAUUCCAGUUUUUUGCGAUCAGUCCAAGACGGAAUCGAUCCCGUGGCGCCAAUUUACUCUCAGGCUCGACAUGCAUUAUGUCCCGAACAACGAUCGACAUCCGUGCUUGUACCACCGAUCUGGUGGUGCAUGUCAAGCAUGGCUGGACAACAUCUUGACCAGCCACGGCGUAGCAGUGGCCCGCGAGUUUGUCUCGCAACGGUACGCAGAAAACAACGCACCGUUGCUCUACGUUCGCAUUCAGAUUGGGCAAGCGGCCUGCAACGCUUUGCUAGAUUGCGGCGCAACUCGCAACUUCAUCAGCCAGUCCUUCAUGACUCGGGCUGGCCUUGGCGCACAAGUACGAAGAAAGUCACAUCCGACGACGGUCGCUCUUGCCGACGGUAAGACGAAACAACUUUUAGACCGUUACAUCUCGGCUGUCCCGGCGUACUUUGCACCGCACGCAUGUGAACCCGUCAUUUUUGACGUGUUGGACACCGACUUCGAUGUCAUUUUGGGGAUGCCUUGGCUUUCUAGCGCGGACCACAUGGUCAAUUUCCAUCGACGCACGCUCACGAUUCGUGAUGCAGCUGGCGCCGAGGUCCUGUGUACUAUUCCUCCUCCUCGCUCUUCUAUUCGGUGCCAAGUCGUGAGUGCCAAAUCUUUUCGAGACACAUGCCGUUCCGAGCAUGUCGAAGAGAUCGGCAUCGCUUUUCUUCGAACCAUUCCGACGACCGACUCAUCGUCCACGGAUUUGUCUUCCGACCCCCGUGUGACCCGGUUGUUAGAUGAGUUUUCGGAUGUUUUUGAGACACCCUCCGAUAUAGUGCCGGACCGGCCGAUCUCUCACGAGAUCAUACUCGAGGUCGGCGUCAUGCCACCAAAGGGAUGCAUUUACCGCAUGUCCGAGGAAGAGCUCACGGUUCUCCGUGCGCAACUCGACGAUCUACUUGACAGGGGUUGGAUCCGCCCUAGCAGCUCACCUUACGGUGCGCCCGUUCUCUUCGUUCGGAAGAAGAACAAGGACCUUCGACUUUGCAUUGACUACCAACGCCUCGACACGCAAACCAUCAAGAACGCGGGGCCUCUACCUCGCAUUGACGAUUUGCUUGAGCGGUUGGGCAGCGCCAAGUACUUUUCGAAGUUGGACCUCAAGUCGGGCUACCAUCAGAUUUCCAUCCGCCCGCAAGAUCGGUACCAAACCGCGUUCAAGACACGAUAUGGGCAUUUUGAGUGGGUAGUUAUGCCUUUUGGCCUCACCAAUGCCCCGGCCACCUUUCAGGCGGCCAUGACCACCGAGUUUCACGCUGUGUUGGACCGCUUCGUCUUGGUCUACUUAGACGACAGCCUCGUCUAUAGCCAAACUCUAGAGGAGCAUCUUGAGCACCUUCGCCGUGUUCUAGAGACUCUUCGGUCAGCCCGGUACAAAGCUAACCGCGACAAAUGCGAGUUUGUCCGACAAGAGCUUAAAUACUUUGGUCAUUUCGUCUCUCCGGAAGGCAUUCGUCCGUUGUCGGACAAGAUUCAAGCCAUCCAGGAGUGGCCCGAACCGAAGAAUGUGACGGACGUCUGAUCCUUCAUCGGCUUGGCCAGUUAUUAUCAACGCCUCAUCAAGGCUUACUCG